AUCAUAGUAUAAUUAAAAAAUUAAGACUUUUUGCAUACCAAUCCAUGUGAAAUAUAGAGAAAAUUAAGUUGGUAACAGUUGAAUAUAAAAGUUGCUAACCGAUUUACAAUUGAGCAAGUAUCGCUGUUUUACUGCUGAUAAAUAAGAAGCAAAUGAAAAAAUGACAGCAUGAGCUCUCUCUAACCAGUUGCACACAAUAAUAAUAUGUAUGAGAUGUUUGUAUAUACAAAUGUUUGAUUAAGUGUCAUGUAAACGAAAAUAGUUUAAUGAAUCGCUAAGAAAUGUGUACAUGUUAAUAAUAUAGAAAUGCGCCACUUGGGUACUAUUCGCUAAAGAUUCCAAGAAUUUAUAGAUGAUAUCUACCUCACAACAGAGAGAAAAAUGAUCGGUCCCAGUUCACAAAUAAGCAAGAUAUUAUUAACACUAUUGUUUUUGUUAAUAAUAUUCUAUGUUUUUAUGGACAUUGAGCUAUAUCUGCGAAUACAUAACUAUGCAAUCGAUCGGAAUUAUCACGUCAAUGACACAUCGGCGCCAUUAUCGUCUCUAGAACCAUCCAAUUUGGCAUCGGAUUCAAGCAGUGCCCUAAAAAUACCCACCGUUGUUGAGAAGGAACCGUCCUAUGAUCACAAUACCUGGAUAUCAUGCAAUUUAAAUCCACUGUGUCAUGUAACAGUGAAAGCGAUACUGUUAGAUCACACCAAUCAUUAUCUCUUCGCACCGCUGGCGACAAUCUUCGAUAAUGUGGUCGGAAUCUCGCAAUCGACGUUCAUCACACCAAAUAUGAUAUCAUUCUUUCAUGUAAUCGUUGCAUGCGUGUCAGGAAAACUGGUGGCAUCUGAUAGCCUGGGAUAUAGACGGCUAGGUGUACUACUCUUUCAAAUUCGGACGUUUUUGGAUGAUUUGGAUGGCCAUGUGGCGCGUGUUAAGAAACACAUACGCGGUGAACGCUCUGAGAUCGGUACAUCGGGCUAUUAUGUGGACGGACUUUGUGAUGGUCUCGGAUGCAUUGCGCUGCUCUUAGGUAUAUUCUUUUUCCUGAAGAAUAACCCACCUCGGCGAGGCUACUCCAUAAUUCCAAUGAGCGAUUCCAAAAAUCCAGAACCAACGAUUAUUCCUAAGAUGAAGGCAACGACUCGCAAAGUUGCGAAAAAUGUUAUUAGCUUUACGGGUCAACUCUUGUUAAGUUCCACGGCCUGGAAUCGUUAUAUAGCUGUCUAUCAAAAUAUGUUGGAGCGCGAGGAUGUGAACAGCAGUCAGUACCAGUGCCAGAACUAUAUAUUUAAGUCAACAUUAUUCUUUUGCGUUGCUUGGAUGUGGCGCAUCGUCAACGUGCACGCCCUGCUUCACUGUGUUUUGCUUAGUAUAUUUUGUGACAAACUAUGGGAUUUUCUAAGAGCGAUACGUUACAGUGGAUAUAUAAUAUUACUAGUUGCCAUUUGCUUAACUGAAAUGCACAUUUUGGAGGCCCAGAACUAUAUAUUUAAUUCAUCAGCGUGCAGUAACAUCUCACUGUGAUUUUACACCUAUAAUAUAUAUAUACAUAUAUUACUGAAAUACAAUAAUAUUUUUGUAGUGGAGAUCAAAAAUGCCUUUUUAUACCCUGUAACCAUAAUUUUAAAUUUUGUUUGUGUGCGAAAUGCGAAAUACAUUGUGAUUGUGCGACUUAGGGUAAUUACUUUAGUACGUAUCUGUCAAAUAUAUAUAUUAAUAUACAA
Molecule: messenger RNA, 1715 nt
Organism: Drosophila arizonae
Lineage: Eukaryota; Metazoa; Arthropoda; Insecta; Diptera; Drosophilidae
Gene: Cpes
Product: Ceramide phosphoethanolamine synthase
Source: RefSeq, a predicted model, not a curated record